CUCCGCCCAGCAGCGUCCUUAGCAACUUCCCCAGCCGCCGCCGCCGCCCAGCGGCCAAGUGAGCCCGGACCGGGGCAGCCUCCCGCGCCCCGCAGCGCCCCGCGACAGGAGAGGUACUGAACCUUCAGGAAUUUAAUAAGACCCAGCCCCAGUCAAGAUUUGUCACCUGUGAUCAACUGGACACUGACUGAAAAUGCCAACCCAAAUGCAGUAUUAUAACUCCUCUCCUUCAGUGACAGGGAUUCUGCAUCCCCAGACUGCACAGUGUGCCUUUGAGAAGAUGAGACCCAGAGACCCCUAUCCCAGUCAUACUGCACCACGGAUACAACCCUCCACGGGAUUCCAGUUCCGAGAUGUUUCACCUCUGCGGGACAAACCUAUUUGGAAUGACCCACGCAACAAAUCAGAUGCUUGGACUAAGUCUCUCCGGAGAUAUAGGGUAACCUUGAAUCACAGGCCUGUUGAAUCUGUGCUGAGCAGAAAAGCACCUUUUGCAGCUCGAACCUUAAGUGCUGGCUUGAGUGGUCAUAGGUAUAGAAAUGGUUGUGUUGAUGUGUUGCCACAAUAUAGUUCAAUGAAUGAUCCCCACUUGUUUGACUACUAUGCCAGGAAGUUUGGACUGCGGGGGACUACCAGGUGUCUUCCAGUUUCUGAUCAAGUGAAGAGACGUCACCAAAGUGCACCCCAAUACAGGUACAAGAGUGCUGGUACCGGAUCCAGUUCUGCAGUGCACAGCAAAGUGUUAUACAAAGUCACUGUGAAGACUGGAGAUAAGAGAGGUUCAGGAACUGAUGCCAGGGUAUUUCUUAAGAUGAAGGGCUCUAAAGGAAAACUCAGCAAGACAUGUUUAUAUAAGAAAACUGGAUCUAAUGUAUCUCAACAAACAGCUGUGUUUAAAGUCUCCAAAGGGUCAAUUAAUACCUUUAAAAUUCAUGGUCCAGAAAUUGGAGAAAUCCAAAACAUCACCCUGGAGCAUGAUGGUCUAGAGAAGCAGCAAGCCUGGUAUGUGGAGGAGAUAACUGUGACCAAUACAAGCCACGAGAAGACCUGGCACUUCCUAUGUCGACAAUGGCUAUCAUUGUAUCACACUGACUGCCAGCUCAGCCGCACCUUUAUGCCCACUGGCAAAGGCAGACUUGCUGUUGCGGAUGGAAAACCUGACUACACAGUUUAUGAGGUGGUGACUGUGACAGGAGAUGUACGAGGAGCAGGAACUGACGCCAAUGUCUUUGUUACUCUCUUUGGAGAAUUUGGGAUCACACCGAAGACUCAUCUUACCAGCAAGAGUAGAACUGCCUUUGAGAGAAGUAAAACAGAUGUGUUCCGAAUAAAAACCAACAAUGUUGGACAAAUAAAGAAGAUAAGAAUUGAGCAUGACAACACAGGAAUGAACGCAAGCUGGUUCUUGGACCGGGUGGUAGUAACUGACAUGAACAGGCCUCACCUCCGUUUUUACUUUUCUUGCAACAACUGGCUGAGCAAGGAUGAGGGCGAUGGACUUUAUGUCAGAGAUCUGAUUGGCAGCCUAAACCCCAUGGAUGUGCCCAAAGUUAACAAGUAUGUGGUCAGAGUGUUUACCGGAGACAUUAGCGGCAGUGGAACAGAUGCGGAUGUCUUCAUUAAUAUCUUUGGCGAGAAUGGAGACACAGGGGAGAGGAGACUGGACAAUGACAAGGACAACUUUGAAAAGGGAGCAGAGGACAAGUUCACCCUUGAUGCUCCAAAUUUGGGAAAGUUACGGAAAAUUACCAUAGGCCACAAUAACAAGGGUGGCUCUGCCGGCUGGUUCCUUGACAAGGUGAUCAUCGAAGACAUUGGCAAUAAAUCUGAGUACGAAUUCCCAGUUGGUCGCUGGUUUGCAUUGGAUGAAGAUGAUGGGAAAAUCCAGCGGGACAUUCUUGUGGGAGGAAGUGAGGCCACAGGUAUUGUUUACAAUGUUGCUGUAAUGACAGGGGAUGUCAGAGGGGCUGGCACUAACUCCAAGAUCCACAUAAUCCUGCAUGGCUCUAAAGGUUUAAAGAACAGUGGGAAGAUUUUCUUGGAAGGAGGUGAAUUUGAACGUGCCAGGACAGAUCUAUUUAACAUUGAGAUAGCAGCUCUUCUCAGCCCCCUGAGCAGAGUCACAAUUGGGCAUGAUAACUGCGGUGUCAGUUCUGGCUGGUUUUGUGAGAAGGUGGUGGUUUAUUGCCCAUUCACUGGCAUUGAACAAACCUUUCCUUGUGGGAAAUGGCUGGAUGAAGAUGAAGGAGAUGGACUGAUAGAACGGGAGCUCUAUGAAAUGGUCUCCCUGCGCCAGAAGAGACUAAAAAAAAAUCCCUGGUCACUUUGGAUCUGGACAAGUGACAUUAAGAAUGCAGGGACAGAUGCCAGCAUCUUUCUCCAGAUUUACGGAGACAAGGGGAAGUCAGAUGAAAUGAAACUGGACAACAAUUCAGACAACUUCGAAUCUGGACAAACUGACAAGUUCACGAUUGAGCUCCCUGAUCUGGGCACAUUUUAUAAGCUCCGGAUAUGGCAUGAGAAAAGGAGCCCUUUUGCUGGCUGGCAUCUAGACAAGAUAACUCUGCUGAAAACACUGACAAAAGAGAAAUAUACGUUCAACUGUGGCCGUUGGCUGGAUGUAAAUGAAGACGACAAUGAGAUCAUCAGGGAGCUCCCUGCAGAGGGACCUCUAGUGACUGAAGUCAUGCCAGUGAUAAAGUACCGGGUGACCGUUUGCACCGGGUCAGUAAGCGGAAGCGGGACAGAUGCCAAUGUCUUUGUCAAUCUCAUUGGGGACCAGGGAGAUACGGGGGAACGUAUCCUCUUCAACAGCAUAAACACCAUGAAUAAAUUUGAGAAAGGCAGUGCUGAUGAGUUCUACAUUGAAGCUGUGACUUUGAAGCAGGUGAGGAGGGUGAGGAUAGGGCAUGAUGGCAAAGGAGGAAGCAGUGGCUGGUACCUUGACAAAGUGAUAGUGAGGGAAGAAGGGCAGCCAGAAAGUCAGGCUGUGGAAUUCCCAUGCUACAGAUGGCUUGACAAAAAUGAGGAUGAUGGUCAGAUUGUUCGAGAGUUAGUACCUGCUGGGGAGUCACCGAUCCUGAAAAAUGUCAGCUAUCACAUCAGUGUGAAGACAGGAGAUGUUCCUGGAGCCAGCUCAGAUUCUAAAGUUUUUAUCAAACUAUAUGGUGAAAAGGGAAACACCAGCAAGGAGCCUCUGUUAGUUUCUGACAAUGACCUAGGCAAUUACUUUGAACGUGGGCGAGUGGAUGAGUUUAUUUUAGAGACUCUGGAUAUUGGAAAGAUCAACCGACUUCUGAUUGGACAUGAUAAUGUAGGGCUCCGAUCUGGUUGGUUCCUGGCUAGUGUCCAGAUCACAGUUCCUGUCCAUGGAAGGCAGUACAUGUUCCCAUGCAACCGAUGGCUUGACAAAGACGAAGCUGAUGGGAAGGUGGAGGUGGAGCUCUACCCAAGUGAGAUUGUGUCCAUUGAGAAAUUGGUAAAUUAUGAGGUGUCAAUAGUUACGGGGGACGUGCGGGCAGCAGGCACCAAUGCAAAUGUCUUCAUGCAGCUUUAUGGCGAGACUGGCAAAAGUGAGUUGAUCAUCUUGAAAAGCAGGUCAAACAACUUUGAGAGGGGAGCAACUGAUAUUUUUAAGGUAGAGGCUGCAGAUGUUGGCAAGAUCUACAAGCUCCGAAUUGGCCACGAUGGGAAGGGCAUUGGGGAUGGCUGGUUCCUGGAAAGUGUCACACUUAAAUGGAUGGUAAUGAAGGUGAAGGAGACAGAUAAGAAGAAAAAGAAGAAGAAGAAGAAGAAAUCCAGUGAGGAAGAGGAGGAGGACUCCCAGCCAGAAGAAGUGAUGGAAGUCUGUAAGUUCGUGGCUCACCGCUGGUUGGCUACAGAUGAAGGGGAUAAGGAGCUGGUUGUGGAACUGAUACCCGAGGAUGGAUCUGGACUUGAGGAGAACACCUAUGAGGUCCAUGUCAUCACUGGGAAUGUGUGGGGUGCUGGGACUGAUGCUAAUGUCUUCUUGAGCAUCUAUGGCGAAGGAGGAGGAGACACUGGUGAGCGCCAGCUGAAAAGGUCCAACCACCUGAACAAGUUUGAGAAGGGCCAGGAAGAUAUAUUCACUAUCAAAGCCAUUGAUCUGGGAGUACUGAAGAAACUGCGGAUUCGUCAUGACAACUCCAGCGGCAACCCAGCCUGGUUCCUGGACAGAGUGGAGAUUGUUGAUCUCAAGGACAACACCAGGUAUUAUUUCCCAUGCCAGCGGUGGUUGGCAGGUGAGGAAGAUGAUGGUCAGAUUGCCAGGGAGCUGGUCCCAGUGGAUGAAGCAUUUAUAAAGAAAGAUUCAGACAAUGAUCAUCAAUCUCUUGCCUCACUGGGCCUGGAACAGAAAGCUAAAUCAACUACUUAUACUGUGAAAGUGAAAACAGGGGACAAGAAGAAUUCUGGGACAGAUGCCAAUGUCUUCAUCAUUCUUUACGGAAAUAAAGAUGACACGGGGAUAAUCAAUUUAAAGGCCUCCAAAACUAACAAGAACAAAUUUGAACGUGGGAAGCUCGAUGAGUUUACAGUGGAAUCUGUGGACAUUGGAGACCUGAAAAAAAUAAAGAUUGGCCAUGACAACAAAGGUGGCUCUGCUGGCUGGUUUCUGGAAUGGGUGGAAAUUGAUGCCCCGUCACUUGGGCAAUGCCUGAAGUUCCCUUGUGGCCGCUGGCUGGAUAAAUCAGAGGACGAUGGAGCCACGGAGAGAGAUCUCUUCCCUGCACAACUGCAGACAAAAGAAUAUGUUCCAUUUGUCCCGUACGAGAUCACAGUUUACACCAGUGACAUCUUUGGAGCUGGCACCGAUGCAGAUGUUUUCAUUGUUCUCUAUGGAAGUAAUGGGGUCUGCAGUCAACAGAAAUCCCUGUGCCAGAACAAGAGAGAGCAAAGGAUGUGCUUUGAGAGGAACUCGGUGGAUCAGUUCAUUGUGGAGCUGGAGGAUGUUGGCGACACUAUUGAGAAGAUUCGUAUUGGGCACAAAGGUGGAGGGCUUAAUUCUGGAUGGCAUUUAGAUCGGGUGGAGAUACGGAGACUUUUGCCAAAUGGGAAGGGUUCGGAAACAAUCACGUUUCCAUGUCAAAGGUGGCUUGCAAAAUCUGAAGAUGAUGGCGAGAUUGUAAGAGAACUUGUACCAUCUGAUAUCUUUACUGAAAAACUCCUGAAAGAUGGGACACUAAAGCAGAUAGAACAGGAAGUUGAAGAACCACUGGAAAUUCAUACAUACAAGAUAACUGUGUUCACUGGCGAUAUCUAUGGCGCUGGGACAGAUGCAAAUGUUUUCCUGACUAUAUAUGGAGACCUCGGGGACACCGGGGAGAGAAAACUCAGCAAGUCUGAAACUAACUCCAACAAGUUCGAAAGAGCACAGGAGGAUAAGUUCACAAUACAGGCUGUGGACCUUGGGAUUAUAUACAAGAUCAAGAUUCAUCAUGACAACACCAUGCUGAAUGCUGACUGGUACCUGGAAAAAGUAGAGAUUCUGGAUGAAACCACAGAAGAAUUGUACCUCUUUCUGUGUGAACGCUGGCUUUCUACAAAGAAGGAGGACAAAAGGAUAGAGCGGACACUUUAUGAACAGAGCUAUGAUGGUGAACGGAACAGCCUGGGUGGCUCGUCUCUCAGCCUGAAGAGCCAAGAUAGCAAUGCAAAUGUGAAGAAUAAGAAGAAAUUCAGCUUGAACGGGUCUGCACAGGGAGGCUCAUUGAUUCCGUAUCAUCUCAUCAUCACUACUGGCACAGAAUAUGAUUCAAGCACUGACAGCCGAGUUUACAUCAUCAUUAUGGGUCCUCAGAAAGUGCAGACAGGCAGGCUGUGGCUAGAUCUCCCGAAAGAAAAGAAAGAGUUUGCUGAUGGCUCCGUGGAGAAGUUCUCUGUUAUGGGAUUAGAUGUUGGGGAGAUCAAAAAAUUGGAGCUGGGUCACGAUGGUGCCACACCAGAGAGCUCCUGGCUGGUAGAAGAGCUAACACUCAUUGUACCCACUAAAGGGGUCAUGUAUACCUUUGUCUGUAAAUGCUGGCUGGCCAGGGACCGCGGGGAUGGUCUCACUUCACGUGUCUUCAACAUCCUGGAUGCAGAUUGUGUUACCAUUGGCCACAAGAUUCUGUAUGAAGUUACAGUUGUGACUGGCGACAUCCAACAUGCUGGAACGGAUACAAAUAUUUACAUGACUCUCUUUGGGUCCAGCGGGAACACUGAGGAGAUGCGACUGGAAAAAAAUGGGGAGAGAUUUGAGAGAGGUCAGGAGGACACUUUUAUCAUGGAGAUUGCAGACAUUGCACCACUCAGGAAAAUGAGGAUCCGGACUGAUGGAAAGGGGACCCGCCCAGACUGGUUCCUGGAAAAGAUCGUCAUGAAGAACCUGUCGAAUCAAGAAGUGACCACGUUUACAUACAGCGAAUGGCUGUCCAAGCUCAGAAAUGCUAAGGGAGCUCUUGUGUGCGAGAUGCCUGCAGUGAUAAAUGAAGAGCAGAUGAUGGAGAAUACCACAUACACUGUUCAGGUUAAAACCAGUGAUAUUGGAGGAGCUGGUACCGACGCCAACGUGUCCUUGAUUAUGUUUGGGGAAAACGGAGACAGCGGGACUCUUGCUCUGAAGGAGUCUAACAAGUCUAACAAAUUUGAAAGGAACCAGAUGGAUGUUUUUAAUUUUCCCGACAUGCUGAGCUUGGGAGACCUGUGUAAGGUGCGCGUCUGGCACGACAACAAAGGAGUUGCACCUGGCUGGCACUUGGAAUACAUCGAAGUGAAAGACGCUACCCUGGAUAAGACGUUCCGCUUCCAGUGUGAUCGCUGGCUGGCUAAAGGUGAAGAUGACGGUCAGCUCAUAAGAGAACUGGCUUGUGCCAAUAACGACAUCCUGGAACUGAAGGAGCGCACAUCCUAUGAGAUCGUCACAGUGACGAGUGACACAGAGGAUGCAGAAACCAAGGAAAACAUCUGGAUCAUCUUAGAAGGAAAGAAGGGCCGCUCAAAAGAAUUCCUUCUGGAAAACGCCUCCAAAAAAAGGAAAUUCACAAGGGGAGCAACAGACAAAUUUCUAUUUUCUUCAAAGAAUGUUGGUGAUAUUGCAGCCAUCUGUGUUGGUCACUGUCCAAAAGAUGGAAGGAAGUCAACCACAAAAGCUGAUGCGUACUGGCAUGUCCGAGAGAUAAUCAUAACAGAGAUGGAACUUUGCAACAAAUAUUUUUUCAAGUGCAAUGCAAAAAUUCCACUGAGGAACAAGAGGGGUGACUACAAAGUCUUUGAGUGUGCCAAGGUCAUAGAGAGUUUUGCCAGCAAAGCCCGGAGCUUGGUGCCAGUCAAAUAUGAGGUCAUUGUGGUUACUGGGUCUGAAAAAGGAGCUGGGACCGACGCCAAUGUCUUUAUUACCAUCUUUGGAAUAAAUGGAGAUUCGGGCAAGCGUGCUCUCAAGCAGAAGUUCCGGAACCUCUUUGAACGGGGCAAAACCAACAGGUUUUGCCUGGAAACCCUGGAGUUGGGGGAGUUGAAAAAAGUCCGGAUUGAACAUGACAACAGCGGCAUAGCAACCGGCUGGUUCGUGGAGAGGGUGGAGAUCACCAAUUCAGCUACUGGAGUGACCACUAUUUUCCCUUGUGGGAAGUGGCUGGACCAGAACAGAGGAGAUGGUUUGACCUGGAGGGAAUUAUUUCCAAGAUAUUAACAGGGAUGCAUCUGCUGCCUUUAAAAGGAGCUGCAAUGAGGAUAUUUAUAUUCACUGCAGAGGGGUUUUUCUUACUCACGUCUUAUACCAUUUUGUAUCCCGUUUUACUUUUUACAAUACUGUAUUUUAUAUUGAAAGGCUUUUAGUAGUAAUAUAUACUCCCUGGAUUAACAUU
Mauremys reevesii (Reeves's turtle) is the source of this 7862-nucleotide messenger RNA. It is a transcript of the gene LOXHD1, whose product is annotated as lipoxygenase homology PLAT domains 1. The transcript has 47 exons. Gene Ontology annotation, molecular function: protein binding. Lineage: Eukaryota; Metazoa; Chordata; Testudines; Geoemydidae. The record is from RefSeq and is a predicted model, not a curated record. The coding region runs from base 194 to 7687 and encodes 2497 amino acids.